UUGACACUUUUGAAAAAAAAAAAACAUUUUUAAAAAUGAAGUACCCAUAUUCAGAUAUUUAUUUUAGGAUUGAAUAUUUUUAGAAUGUUUUAAAUUUCCUUGAUAAACAUUAUUCUUGCGCCAUCUAUGUACUUGCGAAAGAAGCUGAUACUAGCGCCAUCUAGCGGCAAUACAUUAUUAACAUUUCUGUUAAUUUUACAGAGCUGGAAAUAGGCUGGCUGUUUGAACGAGAGUUGCCAGAUGAAUUUUAACGUUGCCUUGGUAACGGUUUUCACUUGAUUUUAUUGUCAAAAGAAAAUAAAAACAAAUAUAAAGGACUUAGCAAGACAAAAUAAUAAUGUUUCGUCGCGGAAAACUAUCCUUUCUAAACACCAAAGAUGACCGAGUUAAAAUAAUAAACGAGCGCAUUAACAUAACAGAAAGGCAUCUAAUGGAGAUGUGCUCUUCGUUUGCCUUGGUAACGCGGAAAAUGGCCAAAUAUCGAGACUCCUUUGAUGAGUUGGCCAAGAGUGUGAAGAGCUAUGGCGACGACGAGGAAAUCAACGAGAGUCUCUGUCAGGGUCUGAAGAGCUUCACCAAUGCGGUUACCAUAAUGGGUGAUUAUAUGGACAUCAAUGUACACCGAUUGGAACACAAGAUUGUCAACGAGUUGGCGCAAUUCGAGCAGCUUUGCAAGUCCACAAGGGACAAUCUUCGACUGGCUGUCAUAGCGCGGGAUAAGGAGGUACUACGUCAGCGCCAGAUGCUUGAGCUCAAGUCCAAGUUUUCUGCGAACAAUAGUGCCGCUGAUUCGGAGCUGUUUAAGGCCAAAAUGGAGGUGCAGCGCACAAACAAGGAGAUAGACGACAUUAUUGGCAACUUCGAGCAGCGGAAGUUGCGCGACUUGAAGCAGAUAAUCAGCGAUUUUAUACUGAUCUCCAUGAAGCAGCACACCAAGGCAUUGGAGAUCCUCAGCGCAAGCUGCUAUGAUAUUGGAACCAUUGAUGAGCGCGACGAUUUCCUAGAGUUUCAGAAACUCAUGAAGACCAAGGAAGAGCCGGCUUCCAGGAAAACUGCGCUCAAAAAGGGACUGCGCUCCCAGUCGAUGGAUAGCUUGGAACACGAGCACCUGGUCAGUCCGCUCAAGAGGCGCCAGAAGUUGUCCAGGAGCAAUAAAAAUCUGACAGGAGCCGGAAUCAAUCAUGGAAGUAAGACAGAACCCGAAGAUGAAACCGACGAGCAGGAUGAAGAGGAUGAUGAUGAAGAUGAGGAAACCGAGCAAAGUGCCGAUGAGGAAGAGGAAUCUGGAACGGCAACGGAUGACGAGAGGGAGUCCACGCAGCCGGGCAACCAGGUCACACCGCGGGAGAAUGUUUUUGGGGCCAAGAUCCGAACUGCCAGCAAGGAUAUAGCCACGCCAUCGACCAGCGCCAGUGCUCCUUCGAAGCCCAGCAGACAAACGGUCAAACAUCCCUUCAAGGCGGUGGCCUCCACCCAUGUGAGGAAGCACAAAUCGGGAACUGGUCGCCUGGUAACCGUUGUUAAAUCGAAGUCCUGAACACCCAAAUAACAGGGAAUUUACA
Messenger RNA from Drosophila sechellia, 1562 nucleotides. It is a transcript of the gene Fam92, whose product is annotated as CBY1 interacting BAR domain containing protein Fam92. NCBI's taxonomy places the organism in Eukaryota, Metazoa, Arthropoda, Insecta, Diptera, Drosophilidae. Gene Ontology annotation, cellular component: ciliary basal body; ciliary transition zone. Gene Ontology annotation, biological process: cilium assembly. The record is from RefSeq and is a predicted model, not a curated record. The coding region runs from base 338 to 1537 and encodes 399 amino acids. The transcript is spliced from 6 exons.